Molecule: messenger RNA, 697 nt
Organism: Lucilia cuprina (Australian sheep blowfly)
Lineage: Eukaryota; Metazoa; Arthropoda; Insecta; Diptera; Calliphoridae
Exons: 3
Source: RefSeq, a predicted model, not a curated record
UAUAAUCUAAACAUUUAUUCUUAGAACUCAGCAAAUGACUCAUGACCACAACAAAAACCAACAACUAUACCCGGUAUAGACAUAAACACACAACUAAACGGUAUUAAAAAUUAGUAUUAAACAAACUUUCGAACAUUGUUGCCGCCAAAAAGAUAGCAAUAUGUCUGUAUUUGGUAAAGACUUUGAAAAAGAUUGGCCUUUAAGUGAAAAAACAAUAAAGUUAACAAAAUUUUCGCAACAACUUUUACAGAAAUGUUUAAAAAUAGAAAAACCGAUUAAAAAAGAAAUAAAUAUAGAAGAUUUUAUACAAAAAUCCAAUAAAUUUCCAUUAAAGUUCCCUAUCGAUAGCUGUCGCGUUAAAUCUCAACCUGUGGAACGUCAUGCUGAUAUACAACAACAAAUUUCCUCGGCAUAUCCACUGAUACAUGAGAAAGUAUUAUUUUUGAUUUUAGACUUUUUGGAGCAUAAAUUAAAGUAUGGCACCACCCGAGAAAAACAACUUUAUGCCAAUAUGGGACCCACUGAAUUUGUUCAACGAUUACUGAACAAACGCUGCGCCAGUUUUGUAGGAUUUUUUGAUAGUUAUGUACUUAUCACAGGAGAAACUGGUUGUGGUGAAAAAUAUCUUAAAGUUGGCACAGACGAAGAAGAAGCACCCUUAACACUGGACAACGUUUUAAGUUAUGAUGAGAUUAAG